Molecule: messenger RNA, 450 nt
Organism: Saccostrea cuccullata (small rock oyster)
Lineage: Eukaryota; Metazoa; Mollusca; Bivalvia; Ostreida; Ostreidae
Exons: 1
Coding region: 1-450 (149 amino acids)
Source: RefSeq, a predicted model, not a curated record
AUGGCAAUUUUACACGAGUCCCAGAACGAAGCAGACCGCCUGCAAUUUCGACCGGUACAACUGCAACAGCCUAGCCCAGCUAAUCGUCAGCGACCCUGUACCUCGUACGGAGAACCUCCAGCCCAGCGUUUUGAUAGUCGUCCAAGUGAGUCUCUGGUCAAGCAAUGGCAGCCACCCCCCUCCCAGUGGCCUGUUGAGGUGACGAACCCACCUGAUCUCUGGCACUCGAUGGAUCGUCCGUGGGUACAAGAGCAGUUCCCUCAUAUGAACAUUGCAUGUCAACGGCCCGUGACUGGAAACCAACAACAAUCACAGCAAUCGACGCCAGCUACCGAAGUUCAAGACAUCGCGCCUAACCAAAUGAUCGCCUCUGCCUCAGAUUCCUUCUCCUCCUUGCUGAAUCACAUCCGUCAGCCAGAGGACGACGACCAGAGCAGACCAAACCAGUAA